Messenger RNA from Pieris macdunnoughi, 753 nucleotides. The record is from the annotation of a GenBank genome assembly. Lineage: Eukaryota; Metazoa; Arthropoda; Insecta; Lepidoptera; Pieridae.
AUGCCGAGGCGCGGCUAUCUAGUGAGCGGACCAGCCUCCGCCACCUAUUACCUGAAGAUAGCCGCCCACAGACCGGACACUUUAAACCUGGUGGUCCAUAACAUCGCUCAGCACCAAGCACGCUGCGGCGAAGAUCCAACGCGCUCUGGAUCUCCUACGAUUGUGGCUAAACAAGUAGAGAUUCGCCGCGAACCCGACCAAAACUCAGGCGAUCGCCUUCGGCCAAGGGUAGUAGGGAGAGCCAAGUGGGCGGCGUAUACGCUAGCCCACUCCUACCUACCUAUCCGCACCAAGCUCGAGCUUCAAACAUUUGCGCCCUCCCCUAACGUAGGCGGCACCGGCGAGGUACUACCAAGGAUAUAUAAUACCAAGGAGUGCAACCGCCAGAAACUGCGCGCCGUACAAAACACAACCUUACUGUGCGUAGUGGGGUCCCCGCGUCGCGUGAUUAACGCCACCAUAGCGCGGGAUCUGCGGAUAGAGUGCAUCGACAAGUUCGUCACGCGGCUCGCAAAGGGGAUGUUCGACCGAGGCGAGUCGAGCGUCGCUCCUCGGUUCUCACAAGUCGCGCGCUGUAGCCCUCAUAAAAGCCCGCCCCCGCAUCGCCCUGUAUUAGCAGAGCGCGAACCAGCACACCACCCGAAGGGGGCAUACGCCCCGAACGAGUUCAAACACCCCCCUCGCGAGGGAGGGUAUAGCAAAAUUAUCGAAGAAUACAGUGGUGGUGGUGCAACAGCCGACAACCCUGUAUAG